This is a messenger RNA of Gordionus sp. m RMFG-2023, 1730 nucleotides long. RefSeq lists its product as uncharacterized. Lineage: Eukaryota; Metazoa; Nematomorpha; Gordioida; Chordodea; Parachordodidae. The transcript is spliced from 5 exons. The coding region runs from base 119 to 1330 and encodes 403 amino acids. The record is from RefSeq and is a predicted model, not a curated record.
UUUAAUAUCAAAAAUAAUAACCUUUACAAUUAUUAUAUGGUAUUACCAAAUUGAAAAAGUGAUACAAUAUAACACUAAUAAUAAAGAUCUUGCACGAUUUCCUAAAAGUAAUAUAACUAUGAUAGACAAGAGAUGUUUAAAUAACAUCAAGGAUUGCUUGUCAAUAAUAUGCCAUAUUUUGAAAUAUUUGUUAUAUAUGCAUAACAAAUAUUCUAUCUUAAUAGAUGCACCAUUGGGAAACAUCUACCAAAUGUUGUAUAUAGUGUUUAUUCAAGAUUUUAUGACCAAGUGUCCCAAGCUACUCCACAAAUUUGAAAAUGACAUAUCCAAAAAUGAGGCAUUACAGAUUCGAUUAAUAAAUAGGGAGGUAUGCGAGAUUAUAUUGUUAAUGCGAUACCUGCACUCCUUAUAUAACUUUCCUUGUGGCCUCGGUAAACGCCCGGUCGAUAAUCAUGUUACAGUCUCGGCAAUAACAUAUCUCGUCAAUAAUUUUUCUCCUCCACCCUGGAAUACUUUUGAAACGAAGUUCUAUCAUGACCUUAUCAAUUAUUCUCUCCUCUACGACGCAAAAUCAGGAAACACGAUCAAAUUAAUGUCAUCGGCUUUCACUAAUAUAUCUGCCCUCUUGAAUUCCCACCAAACACUCGGAGGAACUUUAGAAUUUUAUUCGAAAUUUGUGCAAAAUCUUGAUUAUUAUCUCCACUUUUCUUGCAAACGUGCUGCUAUCGAAAUGGAGGAUCAAUGUUUCUUAUGGGUGCGAACAAUAUGCUCUCUCUUUUUAUUCGAGAAAAUGGACGCCGAACACAAACAAUCGGAAUUACAACUAUAUUUAUCUCUAGUUCAAUCGUGUUCCAGACUAUUGGCUUCUUUAUCAAAACCGUUCCGCGAUAAGCUUUUUCAAGAUUUACUACUAAUCGAUAAUGAUUUCACUGAUAACACAUUAAAUAGUUUCCAAAAUUUUGCACUAUUUCAUGUUAAUUCAAGUUUAAAUUUGAUCGAUUAUAGUCUAUUGCCUUUGCUCAACCAUUUACUGAUUUUCCUAUUUGAUCUUCCAUCCUUCAAAAAUUCAGAAAUCCAAGCUAGCAUUUUGAAAGUCAUUUUGAAGUUAUUUAAAAGUUUAAACUCCAUCGAAGCAACUACUCGUCUCUUUUUCGCCAUAAAAUCGGUACUUUAUGCUAGGCCACCCGAUAUUUUCGCCUGUAAUGCGGAAGAGUUGGUAGAAGAAUUACUUAUAACAUCGCCAAAAAAUGCUAUAUCUUUCAUUCAUAUCUUUGAUACAGAUCAUGUUUCUCAGUUUAUAAAUUUUUUAUUUGACUUAAAUAUCCUGUGAAUGUUAUUUUUUUUUCUUCAAAUUGUUUUUGUCUCAUGAUAUUUAUAUAAAAUUUUAGUUUUAUAUUUAAUAAUAUUAAAGAGCCAAAUCAACUUAUAAUUAUUUCUUAAGGUAUAAUAUAUAUUUAAUAAUGAUGAAAGCCUGUAAAUAAUGAAUAUGAAAAGCAAGUAUUAAUUGAUUCAACUUUUUUAUAAUUCGAAUAUAUUACAAACGGCUUUAGAAAAAAACGAAUUCGUUCACGUUUAACAUUCAUUUAUAAAAAAGUAGUUUAAAUUCGUAACGAGAGCUACCUUUAAAAUCAUGUCUGAAUUUUUUUUGUCCUCUAGUAUAGGCGAAUUAAUAAAAUAUUACCUCCCCAAUAUAUUUAUUUUAUAUUCUUAAAUUCAAUUUUUAUUCAAAU